AUGGCAAAUUCAGAAAGCAAGAGAAGGAAGAGGGGGGAGGACGAAACCCUUCCGGUGAGGAAGAAGAAGAGCGAUUCAAAAACACCAAAGGCGGCCGUCGCACCGUCUUUCGCGGUGACCAAACUGCACAAGCCCCAGGUUUCACCCCCGGUCGUAGCACUUACUCCGGGUGUCUCCCUGCCGAACUCGUUUCCCUUCAAUGCAUACGAAAAAGAUGGACCGCCGGCAGCGAAACGGAGGAAAAGCAGCGGCACGUCUGAGCUGGCGCUGCACUCGACUUCUCACAGAACGGUAGACUACACGGCUCGGGAAGAAAGCGCAAAGAGCGCGGACAAGGCAAUUAAUCACUUCCUGGCUAUCAUCGAUCCAAAAACGGGGGAGGUUGAGGUGAUCCAGGCGAAGAAGAUGGUGGUUCGGGGGACGGUGCGGUCGAAGCAGGCGCCGCCCGAGGCGAUGAAGGUGUCGAGUGGCAAACUAACACAUUCCGAGAUGAAGAUGGAACUCGGCGAGACAUUCGGUACCAAGAAGGCGAAGAAGGCCAUCCAGGCCGUAGCAGAGAACGCCAUGUUAGCCGCCAAGUCACAAGGCAAACUCGACGAAGACGAUCGUGCCCUGGUAGGCAUCAUCCGCGACUCCAGUCAGCAUAUGGCCACCCGCGAGGAACUGCAGGCCCAGGUGGACCAGGCCCGGCCGAUACCACGCGGCAACUUUGAUGCGGAAGAGAUCCAGGAUGUUUACAUCCCGGCGCAAAUCAUCGGUGCCGAAGUACUCAAUGCUGUUCCUGUCUUGGACUGGCAGGAGAAAGUCAAGAAAAACGAGGCCGUGCAGGUCCCCGCGCGAUUCGUGGCUAACCGCAUCGUCCGGGUGGCGGGCAACGAAAUGGAUGUGCAGAGGUUAAGGCUACUGCGGUAUCUCCUCUGGACGAUCACGUUUUUCAGCACAACCCGGCAGGGCAAAGAGCGCGGCACGAGGAGCAUAGCGAGGCGGGACGAGCUGCGACAAGCGCUGGCGCCGGCGCCGGAGAUGGUGGUUGAGAACAUCCGGCGCAAGUUCUCGGACAGCGGGGUGAUGCGCAAAUCGCACAUCGACUUGCUCAUGACGCAUUGCUGCGUGUUUGCGCUCAUCAUCGACAAUUUUGAGAUGAACUCGGUCGACCUGCGGGAGGAUCUCAAGUUGGAGCAGAAGCAGCUGAACCAGUAUUUGACGGAGAUCGGGGCACGGUACAAGUUGAGCAAGGCGGGCGAUACGGUGCAGCAUCUUGCCAAGCUGUCGAUACCGCUGCAAUUUCCUAGGAUGAGGAUGCCACCGAGGCGGAGGUGA
This is a messenger RNA of Dichotomopilus funicola, 1320 nucleotides long. RefSeq names its product RNA polymerase I associated factor, A49-like protein. The coding region runs from base 1 to 1320 and encodes 439 amino acids. Gene Ontology annotation, molecular function: DNA binding. The transcript has 3 exons. Gene Ontology annotation, cellular component: RNA polymerase I complex. Lineage: Eukaryota; Fungi; Ascomycota; Sordariomycetes; Sordariales; Chaetomiaceae. The record is from RefSeq and is a predicted model, not a curated record. Gene Ontology annotation, biological process: transcription elongation by RNA polymerase I; RNA polymerase I preinitiation complex assembly; DNA-templated transcription.